AUGGCGGAGACGGUGGCGGACACCCGGCGGCUGAUCACCAAGCCGCAGAACCUGAAUGACGCCUACGGGCCGCCCAGCAACUUCCUAGAGAUCGAUGUGAGCAACCCGCAGACGGUGGGGGUCGGCCGAGGCCGCUUCACCACCUAUGAGAUCAGGGUCAAGACAAAUCUGCCUAUUUUCAAGCUGAAGGAAUCUACAGUUAGAAGAAGAUACAGUGACUUUGAAUGGCUGCGAAGUGAAUUAGAAAGAGAGAGCAAGGUUGUAGUUCCCCCACUCCCUGGAAAAGCAUUUUUGCGUCAACUUCCUUUUAGAGGAGAUGAUGGAAUAUUUGAUGACAAUUUCAUUGAAGAAAGGAAGCAAGGGCUGGAGCAGUUUAUAAACAAGGUCGCUGGUCAUCCUCUGGCACAGAAUGAACGUUGUCUUCACAUGUUUUUACAGGAUGAAAUAAUAGAUAAAAGCUAUACUCCAUCUAAAAUACGACAUGCCUGA
Pipistrellus nathusii (Nathusius's pipistrelle) is the source of this 489-nucleotide messenger RNA. The record is from the annotation of a GenBank genome assembly. NCBI's taxonomy places the organism in Eukaryota, Metazoa, Chordata, Mammalia, Chiroptera, Vespertilionidae.